Molecule: messenger RNA, 949 nt
Organism: Arachis ipaensis
Lineage: Eukaryota; Viridiplantae; Streptophyta; Magnoliopsida; Fabales; Fabaceae
Source: RefSeq, a predicted model, not a curated record
AUUGAAAAUUAUGGUGGGUGAUAUUUGGGUGAUUAAAAGUGAGGACACUCACUUUUUUUCAUUCAAAUCCUAACCCAAUGCCAUCAAUUUUCAUUUCAUGAAUCUACAUGAUGAUGUGGUGUAUACAUACGUAAGAUUGAAUCUAUUUCCUUGAUAGAAUAAUCGCUUCAAGGAAAUUGAAAUCAUCAUCAUAACCAAAAAUGGCAUCAGAAUACGAUGAUCAACUCAGUUGUUUACGUGAAAUCUUUUCAAGAUUCGACAUGGACAACGACGGUAGCUUAACGAUUCUAGAACUCGCCGCGCUCUUGCGUUCUCUAGGGAUCAAUCCCAUGGGGAACCAGAUCCAUUUGUUGUGGACGAACAUGGACGUUAACGGCAAUGGCUACGUGGAAUUUGAUGAGUUAGCUUCAGCAAUCUUGCCAGAUCUGAAGAACGAGGACGAAGAUUAUUUGUUAAGAGAUCAUCAUGCAUUGCUCCUAACUGUCUUCAAUUCAUUCGAUCACGACAGCGAUGGAUACAUAUCGGCGCUGGAGCUGGCGACGGAGAUGGCAAAGAUAGGGCAGCCGCUCACGUAUGGGGAGCUCAGGGAGAUGAUCACGGCGGCCGGAGACGACGGAGACGGUGCCAUUUGUUUCAAUGAAUUUGCUUCUGUUAUGAUUAGGUCAAAAUCUGGAUUGUUGGGUCUUGCAUUGUUGUUGUCCGGAGAUGAGUAAAUUAUUCGAAUUCUGUUAAAAUUCACAUACAGUGUCCUCAUACGAAGUUGGUAUUUAAAAAGAGUUAAAUAAUUUAAUAUAUUUAACUAAAUUAUAAUUUAUUAUUAAUUACUAACUUCGUAUGAAAAUAACUAGACGUGAAUUGUCACUUUCAAAAUCUUCUUAAUGUUUUCUUGAUUAUUAAAUAGAGUAUUAAAACACGGUUUUUUUUUUCAAUAUUCUAAAAUAAUAUUGAU